This is a messenger RNA of Marchantia polymorpha subsp. ruderalis, 4039 nucleotides long. The record is from the annotation of a GenBank genome assembly. NCBI's taxonomy places the organism in Eukaryota, Viridiplantae, Streptophyta, Marchantiopsida, Marchantiales, Marchantiaceae.
GGAGCUGCUCCGCUUCUUCUUCUUCCGAAGAAGAGCUUGCAGUGGAAGAGUCGUCGUAGUCCCUGCCCGGUCGCAUAGUUCCCCCCCCCGGCAUUCCGAGGUCCGAGUCCCGACGUUCGACUGCCGACUCCGUGCUUCCUUCGAGGGAUCGCCGGUACAGAUCGGAUAGAUCUGUACACUCGGUUCCACACACAGUCUCGCUCACGGGACGGUAGAGCUCUCGGCUCCCUUUACACAGAUAUAUGGUUUGCUCGAUCACCGGCUCUUGAUCUGCCUCCCUCCCGAGCCGAACACGCUGCGGUAGGCGAUCGAGAGAUAGAGAGUCGGGCCGAUCGCUGGCGCAAAUCAAAGAUAUGUCGACCUAGACCUCGGGUUCAGUCUCUCUCUCUCGACCAGAAUAGAGGCAGGCAGGUGGGCAGAGGGUUGCUUUGCUCGGUCCGGUCGUUCUCCCGCACCCCUCCUGCACUGAUAUCGUCACAGAGAUGGCGACCACAUGGCUCAAGGGGACCGUGAAGGCUGUCCCUUCUGGGGAUUCUUUGUUGAUCAUGGGCAACGUGAAGGGUGGUCCACCUCCGGAGAAGACCAUCACUCUCGCAUCGCUCAUUGCUCCGAAAUUGGCAAGAAGAGACGGAAAGGACGAAUCAUGGGCUUGGGACAGCAGGGAAUAUCUACGAAAGAAGUGCAUUGGGAAGGAGGUGACAUUCAAAGUAGACUACGUCGUGUCCUCUAUCAAUAGGGAGUUUGGCACAGUACUUUUAGAUGGCCAAAAUGUGGCGUACGACGUCGUCGCGCAAGGAUGGGCCAAGGUUAGGCCACAAGGAGGCCAAGCCAACGAAGUGAGUGCUACGUACAUUACAGAGUUGGAACAGAGGGAGACCAAAGCUCGCGAAGAAGAAUUAGGAAUCUGGAACAAGACGCCAGGGGCAGCAGAGGCAGCGGUGCGAGACCUUCCUCCUUCGGCAGUUGGGGACGGUGGCAACUUCGAUGCCAUGGGUUUCCUUGAAGCUAACAAGGGUAAACCUCUUCCAGCUAUCGUUGAGGCAGUAAGAGAUGGUAGUGCUCUGCGGGUUUACCUUCUCCCCGAGUUUCAGUAUGUUCAAGUGUACGUCGCAGGAAUUCAGGCUCCAUCUAUGGGUAGACGAGCACCAGCUGGGGAAGUUCAACCCGUUGCUGAAGCUGCGAGGCUGAACGGUGAGGGGGCGACUGCAGAAGGCGAGGCAGCAGCAGCGGCCGUUCCUGCUCCACUAACCACUGCGCAGAAAUUGGCAGCAUCGAAUUCCGCUGCUAACAGUGCCGAAGUGCCCCCAGAUCCGUUUGCAAAAGAAGCAAAACAUUUUGCGGAAGUUCGAGUUCUGAACAGAGACGUGAGGAUAGUUCUUGAGGGAGUCGACAAGUUCAACAACCUCAUUGGUUCUGUCCGUUAUGAGGAUGGUGAAACGGCUGCUGAUCUUGCUCUCGAGCUUCUGAAGCAAGGCCUUGCAAGAGUGGUGGAUUGGAGCGCCAACAUGUUGGAAGAAAGUACCAAGCGUGUUCUUAAAGCUACAGAGCUUCAGGCUAAAAAGGACCGUGUGCGCUUGUGGACCAAUUACGUUCCCCCAGUCUCCAACUCUACAGCCAUUCGUGAUGACAACUUUAGUGGAAAGGUGAUUGAGAUCGUGAGUGGUGACUGCGUUGUUGUCGCCGAUGAUGCUGCUCCAUUCGGAAGCCCUCUUGCUGAACGUCGAGUCAAUCUGUCGAGUAUCCGUGCUCCUAAGGUGGGGAACCCCAAACGAGAAGAGAAACCUGCAGCUUAUGCGCGGGAAGCCAAGGAGUACUUAAGAACUCGAUUGAUUGGUCAACAGGUUAAUGUUACCAUGGAGUACUCUCGCAAAGUUGCUCCAACAGAUGGCCCAUCUCCCGCACCAGCAGUACCUGGUGCUGACGCCCGCGUGAUGGACUUCGGGUCUGUUUUCUUGUUAGCUGCUCCGAAAGGAGAAUCUCUUGACACAGUCCCAUCUUCAGGAUCUGCCGAGCAACCGCAAGGGAUCAACGUGGCAGAGAUGGUCGUAGCCCGAGGAUUUGGAACUGUUGUGAGACAUAGGGAAUUUGAAGAGCGCUCGAACUUCUACGAUGCUCUCUUGGCUGCAGAAUCCAGGGCUCAAAAGGGAAAGAAGGGAAUGCAUUCUCAAAAGGAAACGCCGGCUAUGCACAUCAAUGACCUUUCACUUCAGGGAACAACAGCUAAGGCUAGGCAGUUUCUCCCCUUCUUGCAAAGGCAAAGAAGAUUACCAGCUGUUGUGGAUUAUGUGCUCAGCGGCCAUCGUUUUAAGUUGAUCAUACCGAAGGAGACUUGCGCCAUUGCUUUCUCUCUGUCUGGUGUUAGGUGUCCAGGACGGGGUGAGCCGUUUGCAGAUGAAGCAAUCGCCUUUAUGCGUCGUAAGAUUUUACAAAGGGAUGUGGAGAUUGAGGUGGAGACUGUAGACAAGACUGGGACAUUCCUUGGAAGCUUGUGGGAAAAUAGAUCAAACGUUUCGCAGGCAUUGUUGGAGGCUGGUCUGGCCAAACUUCACCCCAUGUUCAGCGCAGACAGGACAACAGAAGGUCACCUGUUGGUGCAGUCAGAGCAGGUUGCUAAAAAGCAACAACUCAAGGUGUGGCAAGGAUAUGUUGAGGGUCAAGCUGAGGAGGCGAAAGCCGCAGGUGAAGUGACCAAGUCAAAGCAAGAAGUGCUCAAGGUCAAGGUCACUGAAGUCCUGGGCGGAGGGAAGUUCUACGUGCAAAUUGUUGGUGAUAGUCGCAUCGGCGCCAUUCAGAAUCUAGGCGUGAAGGAUAAAGCCCCACUGCCUCCCGGCUCCUUCAUUCCCGAGAAAGGCGCUUUGGUGCUAGCACAAUAUAGCGCGGACAAUUCUUGGAAUCGUGCUAUGGUUGUAAAUGCCCCGAAGCCUGGUACAGCGUCAGGGAAAUCUGAGUUUGAAAUUUUCUAUGUGGAUUACGGCAACCAAGAAACGGUUCCUCUUUCAAGACUUCGACCUCUGGAAGGUGCGAUUGGAUCCACAGCAGGUGUGGCGCAAUUGUGCAAAUUGGCUUACAUCAAAGUUCCAGACCUCGAAGAAGAAUUCGGAAUCGAAGCUGCAGAAUAUUUGAGUAAUACGAUUGGUGAUAAGGUGUUGACGGCGCGUGUAGUAGAGAAAGACACUUCGGGUGGCAAGGUUAAAGGUCAAGGAACCGGUCCUUGUCUUAUUGUCAUGAUGGAGGAUGCCGAGACACACGCAUCCAUCAACACCAACAUUGUGGAGGCUGGUCUAGGAAGGGUUGAGAAGAAAUUAAGGUGGGAUCCUAUUGACAAAAAGACUGCUUUGGACUCCCUGGCUGAACAUCAAGAAAUUGCGCGGAAGUCGAGGCUGAACAUCUGGCAGUAUGGAGAUGUAGAAUCAGAUGAGGAGGACGUUCCAUCCAGAGGGCGAGGUGGAGGUGGUCGUGGUCGUUAGAGAAGUGAUUGUGCCACAUAUUUAUGGAGGAAUUUGAAUUCCUGACGGUAGUAGUAGGUUGGAAUCAGACAUUCCUGAUUCCGACUGCUUUGGACUCGCUGGCUGCUUGGACAUUCCUGAUUCCAAGCAAGGCUUGGACUGUCUACAAGAUGUUCUUCUCGACCAGUUUUUAAAGUGGUCUGUCAAUAGGAAGAGCUUACAUUCGGAGCUCAACAAUUGUGCUCUUACUUAAACCACGGAGAGAGAGAAGGGAGGAAGAAAGUGUGAUUCUCUUGGGCAUACUGACUGCGCUACAUUUGCGUGGCGAGUGGGCCUUGGCCUAUAGUUGUUCAGAUUCUUUUCCAUAGAGUUCUGCUCGCUCAACUUUGGAGAUGUUCGGUGUCCAGUAAUUGGUCUAGCUGACCAUGGGCAGUGACUGGUAAGGCUCAUUUAUAAGAUACCCUUUGUCCUCGAAAUAGGUGGAUUGGGAUCUAGACUUUAGUCUGCGGCUUUGGUACAAUUAUAUGCACGUUGAGGUAACUGAGGCUUUGUUCAUUCAAAGAAAGAAUAAAUUUUAGUGCAUGGAAGUAUGG